UUUCUAUAUGUUCUAUGAAUCGUGUUAAUACAAAUGAUAUAACCACGGCGCGGAAUGACCGUAUACAUAUGUAUAUUUAAUGUGUAAUAAUUUUGAUAUCCUUAAUAUAUAUAUUUUAGAGGAGUUUUGAGCAUAAUUUAGCAGGAUGCCGAAGAAGAAGACAGGACAAAGACGUAAAGCUGAGAAACAGAAGCUCAGGCAGAAGGAAAUUCGUACUGCGAAGGAACAACUGGAUCUUGCAAAGUUUCCUUGUAAUGCAGUGAUGGAAUGUGAUAAGUGCAACAAGAAACAAAAAAGUAGAGCCUUCUGUUAUUUCUGUCAAAGUGUACAGCGUCUACCAAUUUGUGCUCAUUGUGGGAAAGUUAAAUGCAUGCUGAAGACAGGAGAUUGUGUUGUGAGACAUGCUGGAGUUUUUACAACUGGUCUUGGUAUGGUGGGUGCCAUAUGUGAUCAUUGUGAAGCUUGGAUAUGUCAUGGUCGUAGAUGUUUGACAGGCCAUGCAUGUACCUGUCCUUUGAUGGAUGCAGUUUGUCAGGAAUGUGAACGAGGUGUUUGGGACCAUGGAGGAAGAAUAUUUAAAUGUUCCUUCUGUGAUUGUUUCCUUUGUGAAGAUGAUCAGUUUGAGCAUCAAGCUUCUUGUCAAGUAUUGGAAUCAGAGAGUUUCAAGUGCCAAUCAUGCAACAGACUUGGCCAGUAUUCCUGCCUACGUUGCAAGACAUGUUAUUGUGAAGAUCAUGUGCGUAGAAAGGGCUUCAAAUAUGAAAAAAAUAAACCUAUUCCAUGUCCUAAGUGUGGCUAUGAAACUUCUCAGACGAAGGAUCUCAGCAUGUCCAAAAUCACAAGUUUGGUAGACAAAAUCAAGGUGGUCCCUACGAAUCAGACGAAGAAACUGAUGGCUAUAGUUAUUAUGGUAAUGUGGGCAGUAGUUAUGGAGCAGAAGCGGCAGAUGAUGAUGACGACGACGAUGAAGAAGAGGAUGAGAGCUCUGACGAAGAAGAUGAGGAGAGUUCUACUGAAGAAAAAGAUAUUAAAACUUCAUAAAAGUUUAACACAAAAAAGUCCAGAUCACCAUUCUCACUGUUGGAUAUCAUUCAGGGAUAUUUGGUGUAAGGUUCUGUUUGAUGAAAUGUUGCAAAAAUAUAUAAAAAUGAACGGUAGAUAUAAGAGAGCUGCAUUAUCACUUUCUCCAUGAAAUUUUAUACUUCGUACACAAUGAAAACUUAAAAAACGAUUGACACGUUUAAAAUGUUCUUGUUGAAUCACACGCGAGACGUGGUAUACUCUGCUGGAAAGGAGAAAGUAUGUGAGCCAUGAGCACUGACACUUGGUAGAAAUCCUGCAUUGGGAAUUAUGUUCCAAGAGAGUGUUAACGUCACAUUUUUAUUCCCCCUAAAAAA
Molecule: messenger RNA, 1397 nt
Organism: Cephus cinctus (wheat stem sawfly)
Lineage: Eukaryota; Metazoa; Arthropoda; Insecta; Hymenoptera; Cephidae
Gene: Noa36
Product: zinc finger protein 330 homolog
Exons: 6
Coding region: 146-1192 (348 amino acids)
Cellular component (GO): nucleus
Molecular function (GO): zinc ion binding
Source: RefSeq, a predicted model, not a curated record